Messenger RNA from Musa acuminata AAA Group (dessert banana), 911 nucleotides. Its product is annotated as bifunctional 3-dehydroquinate dehydratase/shikimate dehydrogenase, chloroplastic-like. The record is from RefSeq and is a predicted model, not a curated record. The coding region runs from base 100 to 612 and encodes 170 amino acids. NCBI's taxonomy places the organism in Eukaryota, Viridiplantae, Streptophyta, Magnoliopsida, Zingiberales, Musaceae. Gene Ontology annotation, biological process: chorismate biosynthetic process; shikimate metabolic process. The transcript is spliced from 4 exons. Gene Ontology annotation, molecular function: 3-dehydroquinate dehydratase activity; shikimate 3-dehydrogenase (NADP+) activity.
ACUUCCAUUCGAUUGCGCAGAGAGAGAGAGAGAGAGAGAGAGAGAGAGAGAGAGUUGACGCUUGUGUGCGUGCCGCUGGUGGCGAAGACGGUGGAGCAGAUGGUGGCGGAGAUGGCCGCCGCCAGGGCUCGCGGCGCCGACCUCGUCGAGAUCCGCCUUGACCACCUCGCCGUCUUCCAUCCCUGGCGGGAUCUUCAGCUCCUCCUCAAGAACCGACCUAUUCCCGCCCUCGUCACCUACAGGCCAAAGUGGGAAGGAGGUGAAUAUGAAGGUGAUGAUAGCCGGCGGUUCAACGCACUGUGCUUAGCUAUGGAAUUAGGAGCUGAAUACAUUGAUAUCGAGCUUAAGGUUGCUGGUGAUUUUGUUAGAUUCAUAUCAGGAAAAAGGCCAGAGAACUUUAAGCUUAUUGUAUCUUCGCAUAACUAUCAAAGCACACCAUCAAGGGACGUGCUUGGCAGCCUUGUAGUAAGAAUACAAGCUGUCGGGGCUGACAUAGUAAAGAUUACAACAACUGCUUUGGAUAUUGUUGUUGUAACACACACGUUCCAAGUAAUUGUGCAUUGCCAAGGAAGGAAUCAGCUGCUGGAUAGCCGACUAUCUCUGACUUGUUGAAUUUGUAUAAUAUCAAACACAUAGGCCCUGAUAUGAAGGUCUUUGGAAUUAUUGGCAAACCUGUGGGCCACAGCAAGAGCCCAAUUUUGCACAAUGGGGCUUUUAGAUCAGUUGGUUUGAAUGCAGUUUAUGUACCACUUUUGGUGGAUGACCUUGCAAAUUUUCUCACUGCCUACUUAUCCCUGGAUUUUGCUGGUUUCAGGUACAAUGUGGAUUAUGAAUAGAACCUCAAUACCUAUUUUUUGAUGUAUAAGUCAUUGUUAAAAUUUUCCCUAUGCUUUGUUAACUUAUAUUUCUUA